Molecule: messenger RNA, 2558 nt
Organism: Spodoptera litura
Lineage: Eukaryota; Metazoa; Arthropoda; Insecta; Lepidoptera; Noctuidae
Product: Peroxisomal Membrane Protein 34
Biological process (GO): transmembrane transport
Cellular component (GO): peroxisomal membrane
Molecular function (GO): FMN transmembrane transporter activity; ATP transmembrane transporter activity; AMP transmembrane transporter activity
Source: RefSeq, a predicted model, not a curated record
CAGUAGCACGAUGUGUUUCGUAGAUUGAGGUGGUCAUGUAGUAAAAUUGUUACAAAUUAAUAUUUAUUCAAGGAAAUAUAACGGGGGCAGGGUCAAAGUGCGAUGAUUUUCGAUUAAUGUAUAUUUUAUUUCAAGUGGUUUGCAGUUUUUAUUAAGUAAAAAUGGCACCUUCAUUAUUUAGUUAUGAAACUCUUGUGCAUGCAAUAGCAGGAGCAACGGGCAGCGUAGUUGGCAUGGCAGUUUUCUAUCCAUUGGAUACAUUAAGAUCGAGAAUACAAGUUGAGGAUUCCAAGAAACUACAAGGUUCAUCAUUGGAGCUGCUAUUAAAAUUAGCGAGUGAAGAAGGGCUAGAGUCCUUAUACCGAGGAUUGGCACCUGUUUUGCAGUCUCUGUCAGUGUCUAAUUUUGUAUAUUUCUACACAUUUCAUGGCUUACGUAGGGUGUCAACGAAAGAAACGUCUGCCCUGAAAGACUUGAUGUUCGGCUUAAUCGCUGGAAGUAUAAACGUUCUUCUAACUUCGCCAUUAUGGGUUGUUAAUACCCGAAUGAAGUUACAAACUUCAACCUACCACAGCCUAACCGAAGGGUUAAUAGACCUCUACAAAAAAGAAGGAGCUAAAGGUCUGUGGUCUGGUACAGUACCUUCUUUGUUACUUGUCUCUAAUCCAGCUAUUCAGUUUAUGGUUUACGAAUCGCUAAAGAGGCAACUAAUAGCUAGGGGCAUGUUUGAUACGUUCUCUGCAUUUCUAGUUGGCGCCGUGGCAAAAGCGGUAGCUACAACUUUAACUUAUCCAUUACAAUUGGUACAAUCAAAACUUCGUGCUGGCACCAGUUUAAAACCAUUAUUUAGAGAUGUGAAAUCGCAACCCUUAUUGGCGUUCCGUGGGUUAGAGGCUAAAUUAUUGCAAACAAUCAUGACAGCCGCUCUUAUGUUUAUUAUUUACGAAAAGUUGGUUCGACUAGUGCUAACGAUAAUGAGAGUCAGAAUGGCUAGGCAUUAAAACGUUGACUAACCAAGUUCAUAGAAGCUAGGAACUUAUUACGUCAUUAUUUGCGUUUACUACAUUGAUACAUACAUCAAUAACAUACAUACAUACGCUACAUAAAACCUGUUUUGUUAGUGUGUUGCAAAGUUACGAAAAGACAAGGUCGCAUCUUGAUCAAAAUCACUGUUUAUUAUGGGAUUUAAAAACGCAUAUAACAAGGCCAAUCAUUAAAAUAAAAAAUAAUAGCAAUAAAUAUGAGUAGGUACAAAGAUAUGUACCGUGCAAAGUAAAAAAAAUAAAUACUACUUAAUAGAAUCUCACAAUUAGCAUUCAACAAAUAAUUACGUCUAACUUGAAGAAAAAAACACGACAACAGCAAUAAAUUGCUGUAUGAAGAAAACUGAUUAAUUUAUAAUAAUAUAAGUACGUAUUAUUUCUGUGUUAUGUAUGACAUGUGCCAAAUGAUGAAACUGCUUGCAAAAAUAGCACUAGUUAUAAAAACUCGGAGAUGUGAUGUGAUGUAAAAGGGUCACACUAUGUGCUAAUGUAUCUACAGAUGAUAGCGAGGUACCUCAGGUAUAAAUUCUUUGAACAAGCAACCUUGACUGCAUUAACAUGGGUGUGUUAAGUCGAGGUUACUACGAAAAUUUUAGUAUUAAUACGACAUAAUAUAAAUGCAAGUUCAACAAUAAUUAAGUAGCAAAUAAUUUGAAUAGGGGCUAUUAGUGUAUAGUUUCCUUGAGAAGAACAACACGCAUUUCCAUUUUGUGAACUGCGCAAAAAGUAUAAGAGCUCUCUAAAUAAAUAAUGACACUACGUUUCAUGUUACAUUUUUUAAACGAAAACCGGCGAGUAAUUAAGGUAUUGUUAUCUUAAACAACUUAUAAAGUUUUGAUCUAGCCAAAGAAAAUAAUAAUUGUCUUGUAAUGUACUUACGUAUUGAAUGUAGCUAAUUUCUACACUGACCACACUCCACCGUGUAUACUUCACGCGGAAGGACUAAACUACGAAAAAGGUUCUUUCGAGUGAAAUCUAUCUUGAUUAAAAAUAUUUUAGCCCUUGAUGUCGUUCUGACUGUAAUGGAUUACCAUUAGAAUUAUCGUCUAGAAAUUAGUACCUAAUAGUAAGACGGAUAUAUAUUCCGGAUUAUGUUUAUAAAUUAGAUCUACAGAAAGAUUCCCAUGAAGUUAAAAUAUUUGUUUUGAAUAAACUGUGUGAACAAGAAAAGACAACAAAGCUUUUAGAGGUAAUUUAGUAUUUGCUCAUUAUAUUUAACUUUGUUGCCGAUGAUUUCAGUGACGUACGUAUGGCAUUGCGUUACAUACCACCAUGGCCCCAAUGCUUAUGUAAAUGGAUAAUCCUUAGUAUAAAGGCAUUUAGCGAAUUUUCUUAGAAAAAUACGAAGUCUGUGACAUUCUGUAUAUUUAGGUAUAGAUGUGUUGUUACCAAUUUUUUUUUGUGAUCAGUAAAUAAUAUACAAUGGUGUAAGAUAUUCGUUAAGUUGGUUUUAAAGGAGGUGACGGAUUAGAACGUUUUUAUUUAUUUUUAUUAAUAAAACAAGUCUCGUAAAAA